This is a messenger RNA of Phodopus roborovskii (desert hamster), 1662 nucleotides long. RefSeq names its product anaphase promoting complex subunit 16 (gene Anapc16). The transcript is spliced from 4 exons. Lineage: Eukaryota; Metazoa; Chordata; Mammalia; Rodentia; Cricetidae. Bases 100 to 432 code for a protein of 110 amino acids. The record is from RefSeq and is a predicted model, not a curated record. Gene Ontology annotation, cellular component: kinetochore; cytosol; anaphase-promoting complex. Gene Ontology annotation, biological process: protein ubiquitination.
UACGUCGUAGUGAACGAAGCCGCAUUGCUUGUCCAGGGGGCGGGGCUGCCAGGCGAAGUGCACAAACUACAUAGUGAAGAGAGAAUUCUACUGGAAGGAAUGGCCGCCUCCUCAUCAUCAUCUUCAGCUGGCGGGGUCAGUGGGAGCUCUGUCACUGGAUCUGGCUUCAGUGUGUCAGACCUGGCCCCGCCAAGGAAAGCUCUUUUCACCUACCCCAAAGGAGCCGGAGAGAUGUUAGAAGAUGGCUCUGAGAGGUUCCUCUGUGAGUCGGUGUUUAGCUAUCAAGUAGCAUCCACGCUUAAACAGGUGAAACACGAUCAGCAAGUUGCUCGGAUGGAAAAACUGGCUGGCUUGGUGGAAGAGCUGGAGGCUGAUGAGUGGCGGUUUAAACCCAUCGAGCAGCUGCUGGGGUUCACACCCUCUUCAGGUUGAUGUCGCCUGCCUGCAUGGUCACCCCUAGGGCAUAGCCACCCAGAUAUUCACAACUGUACUAUGAGCUGCAUGUCUGAAUUCCCAUCCAUUGUUGGCUCCUCUAUUUCUAUUAAUAGGCCACAAAUACUCAUGUGAGGUGUCGCUAAAAAGUUUUCCACAUUCUUGUUUUUAAAAGUAUUGGGCAGAGCGCUUGGGAGGUAGAGGCAGGAGGAUCUCUAUUAGUUCAAGGCUAGCCUGAUCUAUAUAGACUUCCAGGACAACCAGGGCUGUGUAGAGAGACCCUGUCUCAAAAAAAAAAAAAAAGUAUUGGGGAUCAAAUUAAGGCAGUCCACUCAGAACCAGUAGGGUUGGGAUUUUAGAGAUGGUUAUACGAUUCUCCCAAGCCAAUUAUGGCAUAUAUCCCAUCAUCCAUAGAGCACCUGGAAGCUCUCACCAGCCAGACCCAAUCACAGAUGAGUGUGACUUUAGCUCAGGUGUUCUUUCCUACUCUAUUCUUAGUAAUUUAAUAUUAUAGAUUAAUUUUCUCACCUCUUAUGAUAUGCUAAAUGGUGCUACCCUACCCCAUCCAUGCACUCCAAAAUUGUUUUGUGAAUGUUAUAGCACUUGAAAAAAUAAAGAAACUUAAUUCCUUUUAGACCCAGAAGUCCUUAUCCAGCUUACUGGGGACAUGAGAGCAAUUCUGAAGUGAAUAAGUCCAUAAACGAGUUCCAGAAUGGCACACUUGUCCUUUCAAAGUUUUGAGGGAUUUGAGACAGAGGAAGAGGUCAGAUGGCUUUUUUGUUAGCCUCUAUAAAGUCAUUUCUCUUAAAUACACAGUAGAUUUGCUUUAGUUCCAUGCUGUUUGCUCACACAAACUCACUGUCCUUCAGCAGGUGUGAGGAUGGGUUAUUUGCUGGUUCAUCCAUUUGUUUGGAACCUUGUCUCACUCUGUAACUAGGUUGGCCUCACAUUCAAAGCAGCCCUCCUUCUUCAGCCUACUAAGUGUUAGGAUUACCUUCCUCUCUUCACUAAGUUUUUACAUGAUGAUAGAGAAAAAUCUGGAAGACAAAGAGGUAGCUUUUGUGCCUCUUCAUGGGACCCCACACUUGACAAUUAGGCAGAUUACUAUUAUGUUACAUAUUUGCCCUAGCCAGCAUUUACCUUUCUGUUCAUUAAUUAAUAACUUAUUUCUGAUCUACUUAGAGUUGCUUAAUUAUAAAUAAAUUUAAUCCUAGUAGCAAUUGGCCUUAA